This is a messenger RNA of Photinus pyralis (common eastern firefly), 794 nucleotides long. It is a transcript of the gene IPIP, whose product is annotated as sesquipedalian-1. Gene Ontology annotation, biological process: receptor recycling; retrograde transport, endosome to Golgi; endosome organization. The transcript has 4 exons. The record is from RefSeq and is a predicted model, not a curated record. NCBI's taxonomy places the organism in Eukaryota, Metazoa, Arthropoda, Insecta, Coleoptera, Lampyridae. Bases 39 to 740 code for a protein of 233 amino acids. Gene Ontology annotation, cellular component: early endosome; recycling endosome; trans-Golgi network.
GCCUCGGCCCCACAAAUAAACUAUAAACAUUACUUGCCAUGAAAAUUAACGAGAAGAAUUUAUGCGCGUUCGCAGUUUCUGCAACCCCAAUUGACCGUGAAGGCUAUCUCAAUAAAAAGGGCGAAGUGAACAAAACAUUUCAACGUCGAUAUUUCAUUUUAAAAGGGAAUUUGUUAUUCUAUUUCGAAAAGAAAGGCGACAAAGAGCCCAUAGGCGUGAUCAUUUUAGAAGGAUGUACAAUCGAGCUUGAUGAAGAUGACGAACAGUUUAGCUUUAAAAUCGAAUUUCACGGUACAAACAACCGUAGUUACGUUCUCGGUGCCGAAUCUCAGGAAGCAAUGGAACAAUGGAUGAAAGCAUUAGCGUGUGCCAGUUACGAUUACAUGAAAUUAAUGGUGGCCGAAUUACAAAGGCAAUUAGAUGAUAUUGAAGAGACGCCCGUUCCGUUGGCACAAGCAGUAGGCUCCCCAGUACCUCCUCCGCGUCAGAGACACAACCCCUUCAAUAAACCGUCGAAUAGUCCCCAUCAGCGGUCGAACAGCAUGCGUUCAGCGCCAGGUCGAAUGGACGAAAAUGCAAGGAACAGCGACCCGCAAACCAACAAAGUUAGCAUUUCGUUCUGGGAGUUGCAUAAUUCGUACGGUCGGCCGAUACUUACCGAUUUCAACUCCUGGAAGCACGCACAACGAAUGCAAAAGGAGAAAGACACGGUUGUAACGGGAAAUUUGAUUAAUUUGUAAAUAAAAUGGACUGUACUUAUUUUUUGUUAGAUUAGAAUAUACAAUUAAUUGACA